AUGGUUGUGCGGAUCUUUUACUAUGAGGACGAUGCCGGAGGAAAAAUAAAGCGCGGUAUUUUGAAGAGGAUAGGAAAGAACUGGAAGGAUUCAAGGCACCACUUGUUUCAUAGGUGUUACAAACAAAUAAGGACUUAUGAGAAAAAUCUUCAGCAUCACCCGAAAGGAAUAGACAAAAAUGAUUGGAAAAAGUUCGUUGACUAUUGCCUGAACGAAGAAACACAGAAAAAGUGUAAACAGAACACUUUAAAUCGGAGCAAGCAACUUUAUACACAUACUGGGGGCUCCAAAACCUUGGCAAGAAAAAAAGAUGAAGUGGAGAGAGAGCAAGGAAGGCACGUUGGUAGAGAAGAGUUGUUUAUCAUGACUCAUAAGAAAAAAGAUGGCUCAUAUAUCCACCCCGAUGCACGUGUUGUUAGUGAUGGAUCCUCUAAGCACCUUUCACAGAAUGACUCGCUAGCACAAGUUCUCGGAAAGGAGCACCCAGGACAAGUUCGUGCCCUAGGUGCUGGAUCAUGUCCCACCCAAGUCUUUGGUAAUGCUGCUGGACAACCGUCGGGUUCUGCAGAGUCCAAUGCAGAGGAUAAGAGGAUGAUUGCAGAAUUGACGGCUAAGCUAGAAGAAGAGCGGGCGAAGAGGCAGUCAAUACAUAAGGUCUUGGGAUAUGUAGUCCAACAGUUAGGAGGCAAUUUGCCAGUUGAGAUUGCUGAAGAGCUGGCUUUUGUGGGCGCAAUUUUCCUUCACAUACUGCGGCGGUUAAUAACCGCCGCCAAACCAAAUUGCAUUUUGCAGCGAUUAUUUCAGCGGUUGACUAAAACCACCGCUAUCCGUUUUUUCGCGCCCUAUCUUCCAGCGUUUCAUGAAACCGCCGCGAAAUAUUUUGCGGCGGUUCAAAACCGCCGCUAA
Messenger RNA from Arachis ipaensis, 906 nucleotides. NCBI's taxonomy places the organism in Eukaryota, Viridiplantae, Streptophyta, Magnoliopsida, Fabales, Fabaceae. The record is from RefSeq and is a predicted model, not a curated record.